AUGGGCAGGAAGUUCAUUGACCUUCUCUUUGACUUUUGCAUCCAACUUCAACACUUCAGUCUGGACUCAAUGCUGCUGGAUCGCGAAGGUGUUAGCAAUGUUGAAGUUGUCGCCUGGCUUCGAGACCUAAUACUACAGGCCUUUCGCUUCCAAAUGAUGAUCUCCAACACCCAGGGCCUCUCAAUCUUAUCGAAGCUAUUGGAUAGCCUGGUGGAACUGAGGCAGUUGGCUGAAGAACAUCGCUUUCAACUCGCAGCACUUAAGGAAAAGGGCUUUCUCUUCCUUAAUGAUCUGUACAGCGAAACCUUUGGACUGAAUUAA
Dibothriocephalus latus is the source of this 321-nucleotide messenger RNA. NCBI's taxonomy places the organism in Eukaryota, Metazoa, Platyhelminthes, Cestoda, Diphyllobothriidea, Diphyllobothriidae. The record is from the annotation of a GenBank genome assembly.